Pleurotus ostreatus (oyster mushroom) is the source of this 564-nucleotide messenger RNA. RefSeq lists its product as uncharacterized. The record is from RefSeq and is a predicted model, not a curated record. Lineage: Eukaryota; Fungi; Basidiomycota; Agaricomycetes; Agaricales; Pleurotaceae. The transcript is spliced from 2 exons. Bases 1 to 564 code for a protein of 187 amino acids.
AUGAAGAUCUCUGUCGGAUUGUUCGCCUCUGCGUUGUUUGUUGUGCAAGUAGCUUGCGCACCUGCAGAAGGCAAUAAUGCUACGAAUGUAGAUAAUUCGGACAAAAUCCCCGUCCCAUGCCCCGAUGAACGUCGAUCGGUCCACUUGCUGCGCGGGUACAGUCCUUCUGCUAGCGAUAACUUCUACACCACCGACGCCAGCGAGAUGGCCAACGCCAUCAACAAUUUCGGCUACAUAGACCAAGGCUAUGCUGCACGAAUCUACCCUAACCAAGAGCGAUAUACAUCCCCCAUCUACCGUCUCUGGAACUCUCAUAUCGGAGACCACUUCUACACCACCAACAGGGACGAAGUGGACGAUUAUAUUCGGCGCCACUAUACCUAUGAGAAUACGCCGGGUUUCAUUUUCUCAACUCAAAUCUGCAAAAGCGUCCCUAUGUAUCGCCUGCACAAUGUUCAGCAAACCGAUCACUUCUAUACGACUUCGGCGAAGGACCGCUUUUAUUACGUUCAGAAUUUGGGAUAUCAGUACGAGGGAAUAAUUGGAUAUGUCUUGCCUGUAUAA